Molecule: messenger RNA, 624 nt
Organism: Strongyloides ratti
Lineage: Eukaryota; Metazoa; Nematoda; Chromadorea; Rhabditida; Strongyloididae
Product: Domain of unknown function DUF148 domain-containing protein
Exons: 2
Coding region: 1-624 (207 amino acids)
Source: RefSeq, a predicted model, not a curated record
AUGAAAUACUUUUCUCUAAUUAUUAUUGCUGCUUUUGCUUUAUCAUGCAAUGCCGGUUAUGAUUAUUAUAAAUUAAGUAGUCCUCUUUAUAUGUCAUUAACUAGAACUCAAAUUGGGCAAAUAAAGUUGAUUCAGUCUGAUGAUACACUUACUCCAAGUGCAAUGAGACAAAAAAUUUUAGAUUACCUUACAACACAAGGUAACAAUUUUGUUACACUUUAUAAUCAAUUUGUUGCAAAUCAAACAUCUCUUAUUAAUGAAGUUAAACAAACAAGAUUACAAUUGAUAAAUAAUUCCACAAUGUCAGAGAGUGCUAAAAAUGCACAAAUACAAAUUGAUGAAAUAUCUUCAAAUGAAAAUCUUAGUAAAUUUGAUAAAAAAAAUCAGAUAAGACAGAUUAAGGCAAAUUUACCUUUGUCAGUUAUAAAUGAGAUUAAGAAUUUUGAGAAUGGUCGUAUGAAUCCCUCAAACAGUAGAUACCUUUUGGAAACAACAAAUAAUAGAUUAACAUAUAGUCAAAAUAGUGAUGAAAGUCUAUUUGACUUUGAUUUUGAAGAUGCCUAUGAAAUAGAUAAGAGAUCUGUUAAAACUCCAAUAUCAAGAGCCAGAAGGGCAAUUCAAUAA